AUGCAAAAGGCAGCAGAACGACAGGAGAAGAGGCACAAACGGAAGGCGGAUGAGGGUACUCUGCAACUCAAGCGACAGGAGAUGGAUAAAGCGAAGAUCGCAGACGCUGUCAAACGCUACUCCUUCCUACUCGGACAGACAGAUUUAUUCAAGCACUUCGUUGACCUGAAGCGAGCCCGUGAUCCUGAGUAUGCUGCCAUGAUGGAUGCGCAGCCACAGCAGAAGAAACGUGGCCGUAAGAAGGCGGAUGAGAAGAAUGCAAGACGGAGGAAAUCUGAGAAGGAAGAAGAUGAGGAGAUGCUCAAGGACGGGGAGCGCGCUGUUGAUGGCGAUGACCAGCCUUUCGUAUUCGAAGAAUCCCCUAGCUUUAUUCACGGGACCAUGCGUCCGUACCAGCUACAAGGCCUCAAUUGGAUGAUCUCACUUCAUCACAAUGGCCUGAACGGGAUUCUUGCGGACGAGAUGGGUCUUGGCAAGACGUUGCAAACAAUAUCGUUCCUCUCCUACCUGAAACACAAUCUGGGCAGCAACGGCCCGCAUAUCGUCGUCGUUCCCAAAUCCACUCUCCAAAACUGGGCUCGCGAAUUUGAGAAAUGGACUCCCGACUUCAACAUCGUGGUACUCGCAGGGUCCAAAGACGAGCGUGCUGAAAUCAUCGCCAAUCGCAUACUUCCGCAGAAUUUCGAGAUCUGCAUCACGACCUAUGAACUGUGCUUGAUCGAGAAAUCGGCGUUGAAGAAGCUCUCUUUCGAAUACAUUGUUAUCGAUGAGGCGCAUCGCAUCAAGAAUGUGGAUUCAAUCCUGGCCCAGAUCGUCCGGAGUUUCUCAUCCCGAGGACGGCUUCUUAUUACUGGCACUCCUCUGCAAAACAAUCUCAAAGAGCUUUUUGCUCUACUGAACUUCAUCUGUCCGGAGAUUUUCUCGGACUAUGCCGAUCUGGAAAGCUUCUUGCACAAGGACGACGAAACAGCAGAGGGUGACGAGGAUAAGAGCAAGAAGGUUGUCGAAGCCCUGCACAAGAUCCUGAGGCCCUUCCUAUUGCGUCGCGUGAAGGCGGACGUGGAGAAGAAUCUUCUUCCAAAGAAGGAGAUCAACAUCUAUGUCGGUCUGACCGAUAUGCAGAGGAAAUGGUACCGUUCCGUUCUGGAAAAAGAUAUCGAUGCGGUUAACAGUCUCACGGGCAAGAAAGAAGGCAAAACACGGCUGAUGAAUAUGGUCAUGCAGCUUCGUAAAGUCACCUGCCACCCAUAUCUUUUCGACGGAGCAGAACCCGGUCCGCCGUAUACCACCGACGAGCAUCUCAUCGAGAACUGCGGCAAGAUGGUCAUCCUCGACAAGUUGUUGAAGAGUAUGAAGGAGAAGGGGUCGAGGGUCCUGAUCUUCAGCCAGAUGAGCCGCAUGCUUGAUAUCCUGGAGGAUUACUGCUUGUUCCGGCAAUACAAGUACUGCCGAAUUGACGGCAGUACCGCGCACGAAGACCGGAUAACAUCCAUCGACGAGUACAACAAGCCCGGCAGCGACAAGUUCAUAUUCUUGCUUACAACACGGGCCGGUGGUCUUGGUAUCAACCUCGUUACUGCGGAUAUCGUUGUGUUGUAUGAUAGUGAUUGGAAUCCGCAAGCCGAUCUGCAGGCCAUGGAUCGAGCACAUCGCAUCGGCCAAACCAAGCAAGUCUAUGUCUUUCGAUUCAUCACGGAGGAGAGUGUAGAAGAGCGUAUGCUAGAGAGGGCCGCGCAGAAACUGCGCCUGGAUCAGCUCGUCAUACAACAAGGAAGACAGCAGCAGGCAAACAAAGCGGCUAGCAAAGAAGAGUUGCUGGAGAUGAUUACUCAUGGCGCCGAGAAGAUAGUCAACUCGAACGAUAACUUGAUGGUCAACGACGAUAUCGAGACUAUCAUUCAGCGCGGCGAACAACGAACAGCGGAGAUCAACAGCAAGUACGAGACACUUAACCUUGAAGACCUGAGCAACUUCAAAUCCGAGGCGUCUGUACAACAAUGGGAUGGCGAGGAUUUCCGUGGUGGAAAAAAAUCAUUAACCUUGAACAUGUUAUCGUUGUCGAAGCGAGAGCGCAAGACAAACUACUCCGUUGAUAGCUACUUCAAGGAUACUCUACGUGCCGGUCCCUCAAAGCAAGAAAAGCCCGCGAAGAUCCCACGAGCGCCAAAGCAGAUCGCUAUACAAGACUUCCAGUUUUUCCCCCCAAGACUGGCGGAGUUGCAAGAGAAGGAGCUCGCCGCGCAUAAGCGAGCUAAUGACAUUCCGGCUACGGCACGAGAACCACAAGGUCCUGAGGACACCCCGGAGAAACUGGAAGCGGAACGGCAAGCUGCUCAAGAGUUCAUAGACCAUGCCGAACCCCUAACUGAAGAGGAGCAGGUGGAGAAAGAACGGUUGAUUGCAGAAGGCUUCGAGGACUGGAGUCGUCGUGAUUUCCAGCAAUUUGUUCGGGCCUUGGAAACCUACGGCUGGACGGACGAUUACGAGCUACUCGCGACAGAAAUUCAGGAUAAGAACGCUGAUGAUGUUGCAGAGUAUUAUCCAGUCUUCCGAGAGAAGUGGAUGGAUCUCCCUGAGUAUCCUCGGAUAGAAGCGCGGAUCAAGGAAGGUGAAGCGAAGCGUAAUAAACGUGACAAUUUAGAGAAUCUCCUUGCCAAAAAAGUCAACUCGGUGCAAUAUCCGAUGCAGGAGUUGGAGCUCAACUAUCCGACGACAAAGGGCAAAGUUUAUAGUGAGGAAGAGGAUCGGUACUUGCUUUGCCGCCUGCAUUACUAUGGUAUGCGGACGGAGGAUGUCUACGAGCGCAUAAAGAAGGACAUCUCCGAAUUCCCCGUCUUCCGGUUCGACUGGUUCUUUAAAAGCCGCAGUCCGACGGAGUUGCAAAGACGCUGCAACACCUUACUCGGUAUGAUCGAGAAGGAAGCAGAGCAGGAAGCCAAGCAGAUGGCCGAGGCUAAGAGCAAAUCGACCGCCUCGAGGGGCAAGGUUCGUUUGUGUUGUAUAUUCCCAAGGCCCAUCAUGAUUGGAUUGAUUUUGCUCACAGAAGCGGGCCAUCGAAGAGAUUAA
This is a messenger RNA of Punctularia strigosozonata HHB-11173 SS5, 3066 nucleotides long. RefSeq names its product SNF2 family DNA-dependent ATPase. Gene Ontology annotation, biological process: nucleosome organization; regulation of transcription by RNA polymerase II. Gene Ontology annotation, cellular component: nucleus; chromatin. The transcript has 19 exons. Bases 1 to 3066 code for a protein of 1021 amino acids. Lineage: Eukaryota; Fungi; Basidiomycota; Agaricomycetes; Corticiales; Punctulariaceae. Gene Ontology annotation, molecular function: ATP binding; histone binding; ATP-dependent chromatin remodeler activity. The record is from RefSeq and is a predicted model, not a curated record.